AUGUUCGAAAGCUUCAUCAAGAAGGCAAAACGUCUAUUGCAGAACACUCGCCACGAUGCCUCUGGUCCUUCCGAUAGCCCAACAAACGAGAAAGUUAAACAAUUGCGCUCUUCCGUGGCAUAUAGCCAGGCCGAUGACUGGUCUACUACUGCGGAUGCCGGAUCGAGCUCUUCGUCUGAGCCAGUCUCGCCCAAUGGGAGUGAUAAAUCCUCGCCAAAGGGUGUAAUGAAUCGAGUGCAAUCAGCAGUACGCAGGGCGACCGUGAAACGAACAGCCCAGAGGGAUACCCAGAAGGGUUUAACCACACUCCAACUCGGUAACGUAUCCAACUCUAACUCCACCUCGACACCGGGCCCGAGCACCCACAAGACGUCUAUAUGGUGGCCCGCCUCAUCCUUACGAUGGGUGCGUGGCCGCGCCGACGCGGUCACUCCGACCACAAAACCAUUUCUCCCGGGCGGAUACCUUGGUGGAGGCGCAUUUGGGGCAGUGUACCUUGUCCUGGACGUCGUGCGCCGUCAGAGUAUGGCGAUGAAGGUCGUGCACUACACUAGGGACUUCUCGCCGCCUGAGUGCCGUGGGCUUGUGGCGGAGCUGAGAAUCCUGCAGCGCCUCGCGGAGGAGCCACAGCCGUUUCUGCUCCGCCCAUAUUUGGACCACCGGCUCUGGGCGUGGCAUACCUCGCUGGGCUACGUGCAUAUGCUGACGGAAUUCUGCCCUGGAGGAGACCUGCGGUCAUACGUAGGCUACCUCACCGAUCAGGAGGUAUGGCUCCUUACAGCAGAGUUGGUUCUUGCGCUGGAGUGGCUUCAUAAACAAGGCUUCGUGCAUCAUGACAUCAAACCAGGAAACAUCCUCGUCGACAAUGAAGGGCACUGCCUUCUGGGAGACUUUGGCGCAUGCCGCGAACUAGACCGUGGAGUUCUCCGUCGAUGCGAUACGGACGACGCGAUCAGGACAGACGAAUACGCCGCUCCGGAGCUGCUCUCUGAGCCUACGCGGAGAUGGCAGUGGUAUGACAAGUCUGUAGACCUGUGGUCGCUCGGCGUCGUGAUUGCGGAGGUAUUCACGGGUAUAUCAUCUUUUGUGAAGGGUCCAAACGUAUCGAGGAAUGAGUUCCUGGCUAGCUUAAGUGCUCGUGUUGAGGAAACGUUUGCGCGCCUUGAAGUAAUGGGUCGUCCGGAUAUGUCUGAUCUCCUCCAAGGUAUGCUGGUCAUUGACCCCUACGGCAGAAUGUCGACAUCGGAAAUCCAACGACAUCGAGGCUUCAGUCGGAUGCGCAUCAAGUUCAAGGACGUGCGGCUCAGGAAACAACGCCCAAUCCGGAAGCUACACUACGUCAGCAUGGGCGACCAUCGUAGGCCUUCUACCAAAGUCCCAGAUUACUCUCCCUCAAAGCAAUAUUUCCUGGAUGAACUGGCCGCUCAGUGUCUUACGUUAGAACAGGACGACUCAUUUGAAGUAUCGGUCUCCGAUUUCCGGCCGGGGCGAGCCACCUGA
Molecule: messenger RNA, 1500 nt
Organism: Fibroporia radiculosa
Lineage: Eukaryota; Fungi; Basidiomycota; Agaricomycetes; Polyporales; Fibroporiaceae
Exons: 9
Coding region: 1-1500 (499 amino acids)
Biological process (GO): protein phosphorylation
Molecular function (GO): ATP binding; protein kinase activity
Source: RefSeq, a predicted model, not a curated record